CUGCAGUUUUUUAGCAGGCAGCUGAUGGAGACGCCACAGAGAGAGAGAGAGGGCGUGCGAGCAGGUGGAGGUGUGGACAGGUAGACACGCGCGCACUCAGAGACUGAAGUUUACCUGCAGACCAGGUGAGAGAGGCAGGCUGGAUCCGCAGUAUGCUGAGGGAGUCCCCUCACCUGGAAAGAUGUACGUGAGCUACCUGCAGCUGGACAAGGACCCCGCCAUGUACCCGCACCAGAACCCGGUCACGCGCCACCCGGGCCUGAGCCUCAGCCCGCAGAACUUCUCGGUGCCCGCCCCCCCGCAGUACCCGGACUUCGCCUCCUACCACCACCACCACCACGGCAUCGGCAACGAGCAGCACCCGGCCCAGCAAGCUCCGCCGGCGGCCGGCGGCUGGAGCCCGGCAUACCCGCCUCCUCCGCCCGCGCGGGACGACUGGUCCUCGCAUCCCUACGCGCCUCCCGCGGCCUCCUCCGUGACCGGUGCGGUGGGCACCACCCUGGGAUUCGGGCCCACGGAGUUCCCUGGCCAGCCGCCUGCGCUGAUCCCCGCCUCCCUGAACGCCUCCGCGGGGCCACUGUCCCCCGGCUCCCCGCGGAGGAGGACCCCGUACGAGUGGAUCCGCACCUCCGCGCCGCCCAGCAACCCCACGUUCACAGUAACACACGAACACCGGGACCAUAAAGGAAUAAAAGCAGAUAGGGCUCUGUUUUAUGCAAAUGCAGCCGAGGCGGGGAGUCAAUUUGAAUACAGGAGUCAUGAUGGAAAGACACGAACUAAGGACAAAUACCGAGUGGUUUACACCGACCACCAGCGGCUCGAGCUCGAGAAGGAGUUUCACUACAGCAAAUACAUCACCAUCAGAAGGAAGGCGGAGCUUGCCACGGCACUCAGUCUGUCAGAGAGACAGGUAAAGAUUUGGUUUCAGAACCGGCGAGCAAAGGAGCGCAAGAUCAACAAGAAGAAACUCCAGCAGCCGGCUUCCUCUACCACUACGCCAACCCCUCCCACCGGCAGUAACGGCAGCGGCGGAGGAGGUGGAGGCAAUGGCCUCCAUGCAAAUGGGAGCAGCAACGUCGCAAUGGUGACAAGUAGCAGUGGAAGCAAUGGGCUGGUGUCUCCUUCUCUAGCUCUGAACAUCAAAGAGGAGUACUGAGGACGACGUUUUAUUGGACACUGACUUCGGGGAUGUGGACCAAAAAUCCUGAACUACAGACUGAAACAUUCAUCCUGCACCUUGCUGUUUGCCUUCUUAAAGCUAAAGUUCACUGAAAAUCAGAGAAAUCUCAAUGAGAGAUGUUGCUAGCAACUUCCAGUCCAUCAAAUAAUUCCCUGUUGUGAUUGGACUCUGAACCAAAAGGAAUCUCUGCAGGUGAUUUCCAUCUGUCGAAGGAUUGGUCAGUCGUUAAAGGACAACCACACGAUGUCCUAGACUAACUUUGUGGUGGGUGGAGCUCUGUAUUUGGGGAAAAACACAUUUUUCACCUUUGACAAAGAUGCUGUUGAGCUCAUCACUGCAAAUAUAUAUUUAUAAAACAAGUUUUUUCAAACUCUUUAAACAAAAGCCCGAGUUAAAUAACAGAGGUACUAAAUAUAAUGCUGACUUUGUGUGCAUUGUCUUCUCACACAGAAUAGUCUUUCUUUCCUUUUUUCUUUUUUUUUUGUGAAAUAUUCUUGAGUGUUGUGGUUUAAAUAUUUCAUUUAGCUCUAUGAAGAGCUGCAGCAGGAAGAUACAGGAUACAAACUGUUCUGUCAGUGUGGAAAAUAGUCAUUUUUUUAACACUAAAUAUACUUCAAGGAGGACAUUUUCAAAUUAUAUUAUAUUUGUAGAAGUUUGUUUUCAAUUUAAUAUUGUUUCAAUGUUGUUAGAGUGAAAUCUUCUUAUUUGAUCCAAACACUAAACUAUAAAUAUUAUGAGUGUAGCACGAACUAAUGAGGUGUAGAAACAGCUGGUGUUCCUCACAGCGACAGCUCCAAUGUUACUGAUCAUAAAACUGUCUCGGAUUUUGUGCUGAUUUAAAUAUGACAACUUUUUUUGUGUGAGCUUAAAACCCUCGAACCGGAGCUGCUGCUGAACUCGGCUUGUGAAUGCAUGCAUGAAUAUGGCACCAUGAUUGCUUAAAGGAAGUGCUCCUUUAGUUUGAGUCCAUUUUUAGUAUCACACAGUUUUAAUGCUGCAUUUAAUUGAAGCUGGAAAUUGGGAAUUUUCAAACUGAGUCGACAAAGUCCAGAUUUUGAGCUCAGGGAAGUUCACGACUCACAGCAUGUAGAACUCAACGUGGACCACGGUAGAAAACUAUUAGCUUAAGUGUCCUCAGAUGUUUCCAUGUCUUUAAGCAGCUUUCUUCAUGGUGAUUUUUAGAGACUUUUAAACCAUCUACUUUUAGCCUGUUAAAUUAAUUUAAAGAUGGAGAUUAAGUAGUUAAGGAAAAGUUUUAACAAGCUGUUUGAGUAGAAUCAAAUGUUUUUACUUUGGACUCCAAAUUGUGAGACACUUGUAGUCUUGCAGAGUUUCUUAUUCAGUCAGUUAUAGCAAGAAGUAACCAUUUAUUUAAAACUGCCAUCCAUCAAUAUUUCAGUAAAGUCAGGAGGCUGAAAUAAAGAUGUCACAAACAGGAUGAAAUUCUGACUUUGAGAGCAGAUUCUGGAUUUUUUAUGUUUAUUUUUUAACGUGUUAGUGGAAUAACUCGUCCUGAGACCUUUCUAUGUCCAUGUGCUUCUUAAAACUUUCAGUUUUUUAUUUUAAAAAAAAAAUCAAAAAAUGUUUUUAUAUUUUGAACAGAUUUUUCAACCAGGAAAGUUUUGUCUUUAUUUAAGACUUGAACUUUGUACAUGAGAAGGUUAAAUGAGACUUCAGGAGCCAUUGGUGCCCACUUCAACAGAAGCCUUGGUUUCAUGGGGUUUGGUUCUUAGCCUCACAUCAGCUCAGAUGUCAUCAAACUGACCCUGAUUCACUCAGUUUGUAUCAUGUGAUCAGCUCAUGUUUUACUAAUCAAAACAAAUUUAGCAUUGAUAAGUCUAUUCUGGGUCUUUGCACUGUUGUUUCACUGAAGCCUUGGAUUUCUUACUCUUUACUAAAUUAAGUGUGUUUUUCUUUUUGAGAUAUAAGAAAGUCACUGAUGUGACGCCACCCAAUCUUAUAAAUAGAUCCUGUAAUUUGUUUGUUUUUUGGUUAGGUGUGUUUUGUCUCGUUAAAGUGGAUUAUGUUCAUUUCCAGCUCCAUAUUUUAUUCUCGAGCUCUGUUAGAGUGGCUUUUCUUUGUUAAGAGCUCAUAAUGAUGAUUCCUGAUUGGCCUUGGUGCAGUGCCCUCCAACUUUAAAGCACACUUUCUUCUGAGUGGUAGCCUGCUGACGAUGGCCAUGUUUAACAUGAACAUCUACCACUGCAGAUGAAAUGGGUGCACUUUAAAAUUGUAGCCCAAAGUCUCUGCAAGCAAACAGAAGCAUGAACUGAGUGCUUUGCUUUUCUUUUUACUGCCUGAUGGCCCAAAGGGUUAAAGCAACAUGUUUGUAAUGUGAAACAGGUUCAGCAGAUCACCUGUUUGCAUAUUAAGGCCCAGUGUCUUCAGUUCACUCAGGAUCUUCUUCAGGUGACAGAGGUUUAGUCAGCCAGGUUACAGUAAUGCUGAUUGUAAUGGAUAAAGCUGUGAAUGUAGCAGUCCUGGUUUCUGUGUAUGGUAGUUAAACCUGAUUUUCCUGGUCUCUGCAGCAUCCUGGAGCUGGUUUCCAGCACUGAGUGGGGGUUUUUUUUCUUCUCUUUUUUAAUGAAAUUGUUCACUUUAGGAUGAUAUGUGACAAAAACUUUUUAGUCCUCACAUUUCAGAAGUUGCAAGAAUUUUACUUGACUUCAGACUGUUAAACUGAGACACUGUGAGGAAAAGCUGAUUUUCAGUCCACUUUAACAGGCAAAAUAUUAACAUGAUAUCAGAACAGGAAGCUACAUGCCUCCAGAGUAAGGCCCAGAUGAGACUUUCAGUAAUCUCGUUACUUUAGUGCUUGUAAACCUAUUUAGUGGCACAUGGAUGAGUAAAGCAGUGGUAUGAGUGAGUAAAAUCAGUCAAAUCUUUGCUUCUUUUGUUCUUCUCUACAUACAGUGAAUGUCUUGUAAAUGUUUGUGAUCUCACCUGUCAGACUUUAUCACGUGUAUAUUUUCAAAUGGAAUUUUUAUUAAAAAAGGAAAAGCUUUAUCAUAAAA
This is a messenger RNA of Oreochromis niloticus (Nile tilapia), 4194 nucleotides long. Its product is annotated as homeobox protein CDX-1. Lineage: Eukaryota; Metazoa; Chordata; Actinopteri; Cichliformes; Cichlidae. Gene Ontology annotation, cellular component: nucleus. The transcript has 4 exons. Gene Ontology annotation, molecular function: RNA polymerase II transcription regulatory region sequence-specific DNA binding; DNA-binding transcription factor activity, RNA polymerase II-specific. Gene Ontology annotation, biological process: embryo development; anterior/posterior axis specification; regulation of transcription by RNA polymerase II. The record is from RefSeq and is a predicted model, not a curated record. The coding region runs from base 182 to 1156 and encodes 324 amino acids.